Molecule: messenger RNA, 3680 nt
Organism: Plutella xylostella (diamondback moth)
Lineage: Eukaryota; Metazoa; Arthropoda; Insecta; Lepidoptera; Plutellidae
Gene: Nup133
Product: nuclear pore complex protein Nup133
Biological process (GO): poly(A)+ mRNA export from nucleus; transcription-dependent tethering of RNA polymerase II gene DNA at nuclear periphery; protein import into nucleus
Cellular component (GO): nuclear pore outer ring
Molecular function (GO): structural constituent of nuclear pore; protein binding
Source: RefSeq, a predicted model, not a curated record
GACCAACCACAACGUAAAUAAACCGGUGGCCGCUAUUUUAAAUAGAGUUUAAAUAUUAUAAAAUACUUUUAAAUCAUCAUGGAUUUUUCAAACACUAGUGGCAUUAAAAGCCCAUUUUCUCCCCGUGUUAGACAAUCAAUAGCGGGACGAAGGCCUAGUGGCCCUUCGUCGGCAAAGAAAAACCAAAGUAAAUAUACGCAGGGACCACAAACGGGCGAGAUAAUUUACAAAACUCCAUUGACUAUCAUAGAAACAUAUGGAACACCCUUGCCUGUGAUGGUCACUGAAGCACUUACAUUUGCAUCUGGAGCGGUGUCGGCGCGGCUGUACGAGUGUGGGUGGUGCGUGGUGGUGCGCGGGCGCCGCGUGUUGGCGUGGCAGCGCGACGACGCACCCGCCGCCUGGGAGCUGCAGCUGCCGCAGACCGACCUUGCGCACAAGGCUGACCUUGUUGUGUUGUUCUAUGAGGAUGGUGCUCAGAUGCCAUCCUGCAUUGGUGUGUCCCCAGAGGGCACAGUCCGCUACUGGGCAUCUGUGGCAGCACCCGGCUCAUGCGUGGACACAUCCUGCGAGCUGCAGGGGCAGGAGUGUGACCGCCUCACGGAGCCGCAGGCCGACCAGCUGGUGCUGGCCACCACCACUUGUACUGCCGUGCUGCUCACGCUGCAGAAUGUUGACGGGCGCGCGGGGGUGGCGUGCCGCACGCUGCGCCCGCCCUCGGGCUGGCUGGGCGGGCUCGGCCGCCGCGUCUCGCUACUGUUCUUCGGCUCCAUGCCGCAACACGCCGACACUAAGCUGGUGAACGUGGCGCUGGUGUCGCCGGGCCCCAUCCUGUCGGAGGGCGGCGAGGGCGGGGCGGGGGCGGGCGGUGCGGGGGCGGGCGCGGGCUGCGUGGCGCUGCUCACGCACAGCGGCGUGCUGCAGCUGUGGCAGGACAAGCUCACGGAAAUCGAUGUGGCCGACGCAGUCAUGAAAAUGCCAGGCGGCGGCGGCGCGGGCGUGGAGCUGGUGGCGCUGGAGCUGGCGGCGCGGGCGGACGGCGCGCUGCUGGCGCUGCUGGCCGCGCUGCCGCCGCACCGCGAGCCCACCGUCAGAUACGUGCUCGCGACGGUGGUGGGCGGCGCGGUGGCGCGGUGCUGGUGGUGGCGCGGCGCGGGCCCGGAGCCCGACGCGCCGCCGCGCCUGCUGCUGGCCGAGCGCUCGCACGCGCUCUACACGCCCACGCGCCUCGUCAACGUCUACUCGUCGUCGCCGGAGCAGCAGGACGCGGUGGAGCUGGCGGCGGAGGGCGACCGGCUGCUGGCGGCGCGCGGCGCGCUGCUGCUGUCCGCGCGCCACGGCGUGCUGCGCAUGCGCCACGCGCUGCAGCCGCCCGACGAGUCGAUGUGCGACAGCGCGCCGGGCUCGCCGGGCGCCGACAUGUACGAGGGGAACCUCUCGCUCUACGAGAUCGACCCGCACGAGGUGAGCGCCACGUCGACGGACGCGCGCGGCAAGCUGAAGUCCGCCUUCCUGUUCCACCUGCGCCGCGACCACCACGCCGCCAUGGCCAUCGUGCAGGAGCUGAGUGGCGGCGGCGGCGGCGGCGCGGCGCGCGCGGAGGCGCUGCAGCGCACGCUGGUGGCGGUGGCGGCCGAGAUCCUGGACGACGUGCCCAACGGAGACCCCAGAUGGAAGCAGCGCGCGCGCAGCUCGGGGCGCGUGCCGCUGGGCAGCUCGUCCGCGCUGCAGGAGGCGGCGCAGGUGCGCGACAAGCAGCGCGCGCUGGCGCUGCUGCUCGCCUUCGCGCAGCGCGCCGGACUGCUGCCGCCGCCUGAACAAGAGGCGAGCGGGGAGGCGGCGGAGACGGCGGCGGCGCUGCUGGUGCUGUGCUGCCGCCUGGCGCUGGCCGCCGCGCUGCUGGCGCUGCCGCCCUCGCCGCUGCUGGACCGCGCCGUCAACAAGGUGAUGAGCAGCGCGGAGACACAGGCGGAGGAGGAAGAAGAGGUGGUGGCGGCGGUAGCGGCGGGCGUGCUGCCGGCGCGCGCCGCCGUGUUCCGCCGCGUGUCGCGCGCGCCGCGCCUGCUGCUGGCGCUGCGGGACCUGCUCGACCCCGCGCCCGCCGCCGACAUCGUCAACAUCUUCAAUUCGGCGCUGGCGGCGGUGCAGCGCGCGCGCGCGGCGUGGGGCGCGCGGCUGGGCGUGGCGGCGGCGGCGGCGGCGGCGGGCGCGUCGGGGCUCGACCCCGAGCAGCGCGCGCUGCACCGCGCCGCCGUGAGCCUCGUGCAGCGCAGCCUCAGUGACGGCAGCGGCGCGGGGGCGGGCGCGGGCGCGGCGGCGGCGGCGGCGGAGGGCGCGGCGCGGCUGGCGGAGCUGGUGCUGCUGGACGCGGCCGCGCUGCGCCGCGCCGCCACCGACCACCUCUACGAGGCGCUGCGCAGAGACCUCAUCCUGCCAUUCAUGAGCGCGGGCGAGACGGAGCGCGCGCUGGCGCUGGCGGAGAAGUUCGGCGAGUUCGAGCUGCUGAUCCAGGCGUGCGUGCAGCGCGGCCAGCUGGGCCGCCUGCGGGACUACAUGCACAAGUACCAGGACCAGGGUCUCCCCGAGGCGGCGUACGCGUGGCUGGCGUCGCGCGGCGGGCGGCACGCGGCGCUGCUGGUGCGGCAGCUGGCGGGGGCAGGCGCGGGGGAGGGCGCGGGGGCGGCGCGCGCCGCGGCCUGGCUGCGCGCUGCGCCCGGACGCAAGCCGCUGCUCGCGCUGCAGCAGCUGGAGGUGCGCGAGCACGCGGCGGCGGCGGCGGCGCUGGCGGCCAUGGCGGACGAGGAGACCGAGUCCGUCAACAGGAUGACGACGAUGGCGUCGCUGGCCAAGCUGUGCGCGCUGGCGGGCGACGAGGAGGCGGGCGGGGGCGCGCUGCGGCGGCGCGUGGAGGCGCGGCUGGCGCUGGGCGAGCAGCACGCCGCGCUGCCGCGCGCGCUGCGCCUGCACCACGGCCUCGACGCCGCCGACGCGCGCGUGCACGCGCCCGACGAACUCGUGCAGAUGUACGUGCAGUGCGGCGGCGGGCUCACGGAGUACGACUACAAGAAGGCGCUGGACCUGGCGGAGAGCGUGCGCGACCCCGAGCUGCGCGACGACCUGCGCCUGCGGGUGUGGUGCGCGUGCAUCCGGCACGACGACUGGGCGGGCGCGGCGGCGGCGGGGGCGGGGGCGGGCGCGGGGGGCGAGCGCGACGCGCUGCAGGACCGCCUGUUCUUCAAGCUCAUCGACCUCGUGCACGUCAUGGGCGGCGACCUGGAGCUGGUGCUGCCGCCGCUGGAGGACAUCCUGACGGCGCCGGAGCUGGCCGAGCUGGUGGGCGACCCGCGCACGCACUACCUCAUCAAGUACGGCUACGAGUGCCUCGACGCGCGCGCCCCCGCCGCCGCCGCCACGCCCGAGCAGAUGAUGAUCGAGGCCUGACACUCUAGUGAAGUGACUUGUGAUGUGUAACACCACGGAGUUUCGCAAGUUAACUUAAAUGUGAUACAGACUUGGAUACCUGUGGUUAAUUGAUGAAAUCAAUAAUCUGUUACAUACUUAUUGUGAAGCUGUAGUUUGUAUUGUAAUGCUGGUGUUUUAGACUGAUAAGAACUGUAUUUUAAUUAUUACUCUUUAAGGUUAUGUUAAUAUUUUUUUAAUAUAAAUUUUGAAACGAAAAA